This is a messenger RNA of Python bivittatus (Burmese python), 3389 nucleotides long. The record is from RefSeq and is a predicted model, not a curated record. Lineage: Eukaryota; Metazoa; Chordata; Lepidosauria; Squamata; Pythonidae.
UUAAUGCCACCAUAUAACACAUCAAUGCUACCAUGAUAUUUUAAUUUGCUGCUGCUGCUUCUCCUCCUUCUUCUCCUUCUCCUUCUCCUUCUCCUCUUUCUCCUUCUCUUUCUCCUUCUCUCUUUUGAUUGGACAGACGAUUUACGAUUUUACGCAACUGGUAUAUUUGGUAAUUUGGAUUUCCUGCAAUGAGCGGCCUGUCGGCGUUUGGAACUGGAUCGUAAAUCUCAACGGCUUUGGGAUUCUCCCGCGUUCAGAGGCUCUCACGCAAGAUACCGGAGUCGAGAGGGCCGAUCGGGAAGGGCACCCACGCAGCCGGGCGCCAGCCAGGAGAGCCGGACCGCGCCGGGCGCAGAAAGGCGCAACUCUGCGCUGGAGGUUCCCACGAAGAGAAAGGAGGAAGCGGCGCGUCCCUUCAAAGUUUUGUUUUAAGUGGUGCUGAUGCGAACGUCUGCUUGCUUCGUAAGCGGGAAGCGGCGGGUUGGGGGGCUGGCUGUAGAUCUCCGCUGCCUGGGUGAGCAAACGGGAUGGGCCCUGGGGAGCAGAGAGCCACCCAAAGCGGGGUCCGGCGGAGUCCUCCCCCUCCUCUGCGGCGCGCGACCCUGCCUCUUCCCCCGAGAUCCAAGCGGGCUUGGACGGCGGCCGCAGAUCUCAAGAGGAGUUCGGUAGCCCAUCGUUCGGGGCUUCUCUCCGGGGAGGAGAGACUCCCCUUUGGGGGGAGAUCUCGGGGCUGCCCUCCUCUUCUCUCCCUUCCUCGGUUGGCCUUCGGUGCAAGGCGGGUCUGGGGUUCCGCAGGGAGGGAGAACAAACGCGUGCAAAGGGGUCGUGAGUUGGGGGAGUUUCGGGGCCGGGGGAGGUGUCUGUCCCUGCGUGGUGGCCUUUCAGCCGGUGGCAGCUUUAUGGGGACGGUGGGCUCGUGGGUGGCCGAGCACGUGGAAGGGGGGCAAGGGUCUUCCCGAAGGAACGGAAGCGCUUCUGGGGACGUGUGAGAAAGCAACCGUUGUGCGGUAUCCCCAUUGCCCAGCGGGGCUUGGGAGGAUUCCUGAAUUUCCGCUCCUUUACUUCAGCCACAUGGAAUCCUCGCCUCUGAGAAAUUGCGAGCAUCGGGAGAGCUGCAGGCAUCACCCCCGGAGAGCUUCCUCAUUUGAGGCCUGAAGACACUGUCCCAGAACACUCUCACUCCUCCAUUUUCCCAACAACAGCCCUGCAAGCUGAUUACAUAUACUUCUUAAAACAUGGAAAGGAGCUAAGCGUCUGAUUGCAGGGGAGGCGUCCUGGAAGGAGCCUGCAGUGACCUCUUGCUGGAUCCAAACCCCAAGGGAUAAGGACCAGAAAUGGGGCUGGAAACUUCAUUGACAGCUUCCCAUGCAUGUUGACGGUGGAAACAUCCCAGCUGACAUUGCUGGCACCGGUUGGAUCCCAGCCCGGUUUUUUUGCCCUGCUGAAACUUGAUCUCCAAACCAUUUCUUCUGGACGCCACUUCCAGGGAGGGAUCGAUGCCCGUCGGCUCAGGCAGGACACGGGUGGAAAGACUCGGCCGGCGCUCCCGUUUCCGAUCCUGAUUCCAGGGUUCUCCCUCUGAUUUUGGAAGAAUCUGGACCGGUCCGGGAAGCAUCAUGGUUUGGUGCCUGUGCUUCUUGUCCGAAGACGAGAAGAAUGCCAUUGUGAUAGAUAAAGAAAUCAGCCGGCUCCUUCAAGAACAGAAGAAACGGGAUCGAUGGGAACUGAAGCUGCUGCUGUUGGGCACUGGGGAAAGCGGGAAGAGUACCUUCAUCAAACAGAUGAGGAUUAUCCACGGAGUGGGAUACUCAGAAGAGGAUCGCAAAGACUAUGCCAAAGUCGUGUAUCAGAACAUCUUUGCAUCCAUCCAGGCCUUGAUCCAAGCCAUGGAGAGCCUUCAGAUUCCUUAUGCCCAGGAGAAGAAUGCCCAAAACGCGCAGCUGCUUCUGGAAGUAGAUGCCUAUAAAGUGGUCACCAUGGAGCCCAGCCAUGCAAAGAUCAUUGGAAGCCUCUGGAAGGAUGCUGGAAUCAGAACCUGUUACAAGAGGAGAAGUGAAUUCCACCUGCUUGAUUCUACUGCCUACUUCCUUUCGAACCUGGACCGCAUUGCUUCUGAAAGAUAUGUGCCAAACGCCCAGGAUAUCUUGAGGACCCGGGUGCCGACGACUGGCAUUAACGAAUACUGCUUCUCGGUGAAAAAGGUGAUGUUAAGGAUCGUUGAUGUCGGCGGGCAGAAAUCUGAACGCCGGAAGUGGAUCCACUGUUUCGAAAAUGUGAUUGUCUUGAUCUAUUUGGCCUCUCUGAGCGAGUAUGACCAGUCCCUGGAGGAGAAUAAUAGUGAAAACCGAAUGAGGGAGAGUUUGGACCUCUUCAGGACGAUUCUUGAGCUGCCCUGGUUCUGGAACACCUCCAUCAUUCUCUUCCUCAACAAAGUGGAUAUCUUGGAGGAGAAGAUCCUCAGCUCGGACCUGGCUGCCUAUUUCCCCAGUUUCCCAGGUCCCAAGCAAGACGUUCAUGCAGCCAAGCGGUUCAUCCUGGAAAUGUACACCGACAUCUUCCAGCAGUUCUCAUCCAUCGAUGGCCCUUUUCGUGGCGGAGCCCCUUCUGUCUUCAGGCCCAGGAUCCUGUAUCCCCAUUACACCUGUGCCACCGACACCCAGAACAUCUGCACGGUUUUUGAGGACAUCAAGGAUGCUGUUCUGGCAGGCUACCUAGAAGAAUUCAACCUGAUCUGAAGAGGCCAGCACCAGAUAUAUCACAGUGUUGCUGGAGGUGCAGUCCAGGUGUUGUGUCUGUCUUGAAAAAUCAGGCUCCUGAGAUCCUGUUGAUGUGCUGGGGUGGGUGGGCCAGCCUUUAGGACUUGUCUUACAGCAUCUUCCUUUGGGAACCUUGGAUGUACCAGGUGAAUCUGGAGACUCACCGCUGGGAAGGGUUUUUUGAGAUAACAUUGCCACUGCACCAUCGAGUGGGUGUGACAGUGAACUACAACGCUGAGAGAAGUAGACAGGGCAAAAUGACUAAUAUUUGACCCGGGAGAAGAAUGAGAACAUGUACAGGAGCAAGCAAGCUGAAGAGAUAAGGAAGUCAACUCGGAAACAGCAAGUGGAGAUAAGAAAGUGAACUGCCAGGCAGCAACUCGUGUUGAACCCAGCAGCUGAGUGAUGCAUGAUGGAAUGUGUGAUAAAAUGCAACUGUCAAAAGAUAAAAUGAAGGCUGGACAGAGGGUGGGUUGGAAGACCCCUUAUUUGUGGAUCCAGCCAUAAUCUACAGAAUAUGUAGAUACCAUCAUAAUGUAGAUUAUGUACAGGUAUGCAUGUAUCCAUGAUUAUGUAUGAAUGUAUCUACAGGUUAUGUAAAUCAGAGUUCCUCAACCUUGGCCCCUUGAAGAU